Messenger RNA from Callorhinus ursinus (northern fur seal), 2186 nucleotides. Its product is annotated as probable D-lactate dehydrogenase, mitochondrial. Gene Ontology annotation, biological process: lactate catabolic process. The record is from RefSeq and is a predicted model, not a curated record. NCBI's taxonomy places the organism in Eukaryota, Metazoa, Chordata, Mammalia, Carnivora, Otariidae. Gene Ontology annotation, cellular component: mitochondrion. Gene Ontology annotation, molecular function: FAD binding; D-lactate dehydrogenase (NAD+) activity; D-lactate dehydrogenase (cytochrome) activity.
UCACCCACCUCAGUGCGCACCCCGCUAUGGCCAGUCUGCUCCGCGCUGCAGCGACCUGGGGGCUGUUCCCCUGGAGGGGCUACUGCUCCAGGGGAACGCAGGGCGAGCUCAGCAAAGGCUUUGUGGAGGCUCUGAAGGCAGUUGUGGGGAGCCCGCACGUGUCCACCGCUGCCGCCGACCGUGAGCAGCAUGGGCACGAUGAGUCCAUGCACAGGUGCCAGCCUCCAGGUGCUGUGGUGUGGCCGCAGAAUGUGGAACAGGUCAGCCGGCUGGCAGCCCUGUGCUACAGCCAAGGAGUGCCCAUUAUCCCGUUUGGCACUGGCACCGGGCUUGAGGGUGGAGUCUGUGCCGUGCAGGGCGGUGUCUGCAUCAACCUGACCCACAUGGACCGCAUCCUGAAGCUGGAUCCGGAGGACUUCUGUGUGGUGGUGGAGCCGGGCGUCACCCGCAAAACUCUCAACACCUACCUGCGGGACAGUGGCCUCUGGUUUCCUGUGGACCCAGGCGCAGACGCCUCGCUCUGCGGCAUGGUGGCCACGGCAGCCUCCGGCACCAAUGCUGUGCGCUAUGGCACGAUGCGGGACAACGUGCUCAACCUGGAGGUGGUGCUGCCUGGCGGCCGGCUGCUUCACACCGCCGGCGCCGGCCGGCACUUCCGGAAGAGUGCAGCUGGCUACAACCUCACGGGGCUCUUUGUGGGCUCUGAAGGGACACUAGGACUCAUCACAGCUGCCACCCUGCGCCUGCACCCUGCCCCCGAGGCCUCGGUGGCCGCCACCUGUGCAUUUCCCAGCGUCCAGGCGGCCGUGGACACCACUGUUCACAUCCUCCAGGCUGCACUGCCUCUGGCCCGCAUCGAGUUUCUGGAUGAAGUCAUGAUGGAUGCCUGCAACAGGCACAGCCGGCUGACCUGCUCCGUGGCGCCCACACUCUUCCUCGAGUUCCACGGAUCUGAGCGGGCACUGGCUGAGCAGAUAGAGCGGGCAGAGGAGAUCAGCCAGCACAACGGAGCCUCCCACUUCUUCUGGGCCAAGGAGGCCGAGGAGCGCAGCCGGCUCUGGGCGGCACGGCAUAACGCCUGGUACGCCGCUCUGGCCCUGCGGCCGGGCUGCAAGGGCUAUUCCACUGACGUGUGUGUGCCCAUCUCCCGGCUGCCAGAGAUCCUGGUGCAGACCAAGGAGGACCUGAAGGCCUCGGGACUCACAGGAGCCAUUGUUGGACACGUGGGCGAUGGCAAUUUCCACUGCAUCCUGCUGGUGGACCCAGAGGAUGCCGAGGAGUUGCGUCGGGUCAAGGCCUUUGGAGAACAUCUGGGCAGGCGGGCACUGGCACUCCACGGGACAUGUACUGGGGAACACGGUAUUGGGCUGGGCAAGCGGCAGCUGCUACAGGAGGAGGUGGGCGCCGUGGGCAUGGAGACCAUGCGGCAGCUGAAGGCCACGCUGGAUCCCCGAGGCCUCAUGAACCCAGGCAAGGUGCUGUGAGGGGCUCCAAGCCCUUGGCCCAGCAGCCCCCAGACAGUGGAAACCUCCUGUUCUGGAACCUUCCUUCUCGUCACGGAACAGUUCUGUCUUGGCCCAGACCUGCAGGGGUCCUUGCCUGCCUUCCCCUUGGUCAGAGCCUGCCCGCUGCCGGGGGCCAGGGGCAAGGCCUCAGGGACUGAGCUCUCUUAGCCCUACUCCGCCUGCCUGGUGACAGGCACAUGCUUUCCUGGUGUAGGUGUCCUCGGACCCCUGAAAUAAACUAGAACCCCAUUUGCAGCAGUCUGGACAUGAGCAGACAGUGCCUGUGAACGCCCUCCUGUGCCUGCCCUCCCUACCCCUCCUUCAGGUUCUCUGACCUUUGUUCUUGUCCCUCGUCCCUCGUCCCUCGUCCCCUGCCUGUCCUCUGACUUACUGCAGCCUGGGAGGGGAUGGUGCUUAGGCUACUGAAAGUCGCUUCCUGGGACCCAGGUCCCUGACCCAUCUGCUGCUGGUGAGAAGACCAGUGCCUGAGGAUGACAUCAUGGCCCGUGGCCGACAUCCCUCACGACAGGCCACCCACCUGAGCCUGGACUGGGCCUAAGAACAUUCUGAACAUGUUCUCCAAGUGGCUGUUGCCAAUCAGUGGAAAUGGAAGUGAAAUUUUUCUCCUUGUGUUAUACUGCUCCAUGCUGUGAUGUAUCAGGUUACUAGCUUUUCCCCUCC